This is a messenger RNA of Coccomyxa subellipsoidea C-169, 402 nucleotides long. RefSeq lists its product as hypothetical. The record is from RefSeq and is a predicted model, not a curated record. The coding region runs from base 1 to 402 and encodes 133 amino acids. NCBI's taxonomy places the organism in Eukaryota, Viridiplantae, Chlorophyta, Trebouxiophyceae, Coccomyxaceae. The transcript has 5 exons.
AUGGAUUCAGAUGUCCCAUCAGACAUCUUCAAGGGACCCUACUAUGAAUGGUGGAAUGCGCAGCAGGGCACCAUUCUGGCAUCCCUUCUUCUCGCGAUGAAGCAGCAGAAUCUCAUUCUACAGAGCCAUCCUCCCUUCAAGUGCAUUGUGUGCAUUGCCGGGAUAAGACCAGGCGCCUCUGUAGCGGAUACACUCCUCACAAAGAAAUUGCAGCCUCCCUCCCUGCACAUUAUUGGCAGCAGAGACUAUGUGAACAAGUGGUCGCACAAAUUGAUGGACACAUUUGAGAAUCCCACGCUCAUAACGCACCCGCGAGGCCACGUCAUUCCUGCACUGGAGGGAGACAGCCUGGAGAAGCUGCGCAGCUUUCUGAUGGCUCGCCAGCAGGACAGUGCACUCUAG